CUACUGUCGCCACAUAGCGAUAAGUACUCGACUCGGUAUCCAUUACUUGAGGAGCGGUAUGUGGGUGUUAUGAUAUCGUUGCAUCACCUCGCCGUCUGUCAGAGCUUGCUCCCAACCGCCAUUUCCCGUACUCGACCAUCCGGAAUUACCACGCUGUCCGAUGACCAACCAUAGCUUUCGGACACCACAGACGAUUUCUGAGGGUUCGCCCUUCUUGUCCUACGGGGGUUGCGUAUAAUCCUCAGUCAUGAGUUCUUCUGGACCGAUAUCGGCGGGCAAGCCUACAGACCUGGAUACGAUCGAUUUCCAAUCUUGCGCCCGGCUUGUGUGGGUAUAUCCUGCACAUCUCGCAUGAUGGCUUCAUUUCGGAGAAGAUCGCUCGGUCCAGUUGAGGAUGAUGUUCCCUCCCCUCCGCACACGCCUUGUUCUGCUUCGGUGAGCAGUGUUUUCUUUGUCGCCGGGUCGUUCGUCGCGCCCUUGUGGCUAGCGAGGGCGGCUCCGGUGUCUUGGAUUGCGCGAAUGAGACGGUGCGAGUUGGCACACAGGUUAUGGGCUCAACAAAGAUACCGCUACUGAUGUAGCCGGGUCUGUUCCGAACCUGCGAUGCUAUGACUGGAGACCU
This is a messenger RNA of Trematosphaeria pertusa, 622 nucleotides long. RefSeq lists its product as uncharacterized. The coding region runs from base 355 to 576 and encodes 73 amino acids. The record is from RefSeq and is a predicted model, not a curated record. Lineage: Eukaryota; Fungi; Ascomycota; Dothideomycetes; Pleosporales; Trematosphaeriaceae. The transcript has a single exon.